Molecule: messenger RNA, 3816 nt
Organism: Talaromyces atroroseus
Lineage: Eukaryota; Fungi; Ascomycota; Eurotiomycetes; Eurotiales; Trichocomaceae
Exons: 3
Coding region: 1-3816 (1271 amino acids)
Cellular component (GO): membrane
Molecular function (GO): lipid carrier activity
Source: RefSeq, a predicted model, not a curated record
AUGAAGGGCCUCCAGAUACCAGCGUUAGCUGCAGGCUUGCUGUAUAGCGCGCUGUUUUCCACUGUCGCGGCCCAAGGAGCGACUGCUAUACACGAGCCAGGUCGGUGUGCUAUUCGCGGUCACUGUGGAAAGAAGAGCAUAUUUGGCGGGGAGCUGCCCUGUCCCGACAAUGAUCUCGCGCGUGAGCCUGAUGUUACAGUCAGAGAGAAAUUGGUUUCGCUAUGUGGAAGUAAAUGGUCUGAAGGUCCUGUGUGCUGCGAAGAAGAACAGGUCGACGCGCUGAAAAAGAACUUGAAACUUGCAGAGGGAAUUAUCGCCUCGUGCCCCGCAUGUGUGAACAAUUUCUUCGACAUAUUUUGCACAUUUACAUGCUCUCCGGAUCAAUCGUUGUUUGUCAAUGUCACAGAAACCGAACCGAAGGGGAACAAACUCUUGGUGACCGAGCUGGAUAAUCUUUGGUCGGAAGAAUACCAGAGCGGCUUUUAUGAUAGCUGCAAGAAUGUCAAAAACGGUGCAUCUGGAGGCAAAGCAAUCGAUUUUAUUGGUGGAGGAGCAAAAAAUUACACACAGUUCAUGAAGUUUCUCGGUGAUAAGAAGCUGCUUGGUAGCCCUUUCCAGAUCAAUUACGAAACGGAGCCUCGAAAUCCAGACCCUCUCGGCAUGCAGGCGCUCCCAAUGAUUCCAAAAGCCUGCAAUGAUUCAGAUCCUGCCUAUCGAUGCUCGUGUGUUGAUUGUCCGUCAGUCUGCCCUACGUUGCCUGAGGUCCAGUCCCAAGCCUAUUGUCAUGUUGGACUUAUGCCUUGCUUAUCCUUUGCGGUUAUCCUAAUCUAUUCGGUAUUUCUAUCUCUUGUAGUACUGGUUUCGAGCUAUGUCACCUACCGAGAACGACGAUAUCGCAAACCUGAGCGGGUUAGGUUGCUGCAGGAUCCGGUGCCUAGUGAUGACGAGGACGACGGCGAGAUCGUCCGUGGCUCUGGAUACCUAGAGACUCCGCGAAAGCACUACGGAUUGAACAGUAUUUGCGAUAAGGCAUUCAGUCGACUUGGCGGUGUCUGUGCCCGCUUCCCUGCAAUUACGAUAUCUAUGAGUAUAAUCAUUGUUGGAUUGCUGAGCUUGGGUUGGCUGCAGUUUGCCGUAGAAACCGAUCCCGUUCGUCUUUGGGUUAGCCCUACAUCGGACGCAGCGCAAGAAAAGGAGUUCUUCGACAAAAAUUUUGGGCCGUUUUAUCGUGCUGAACAGGCUUUUCUUGUAAAUGACACAGGACCUGUUUUAAGCUAUGACACGUUGAGCUGGUGGUUUGAUGUCGAGAGCCGAGUCCGCCGGGUGGUUUCCUUGAAGCAAGGCUUGACCCUCGAUGACGUUUGCUUUAAACCGACAGGCGAUGCUUGUGUGGUCCAAUCCUUUACGGGAUACUUUGGAGGUUCUCUGACUGGUGUCACACCCAAAAAUUGGCGUAAAACACUGUCCCAUUGCGCUGAGUCUCCCGGUGAUGUCAGCUGUCUCCCCGACUUCCAGCAACCUCUUCAACCUACGAUGAUUCUCGGUGGAUAUGAAGAGACGAACGAUGUCCUGGACUCAAAGGCUAUUGUUGUUACAUGGGUGGUAAAUAAUUAUGCGCAGGGGACGGAAGGUGAAAGCAGAGCAAUGGACUGGGAAGCCAGCUUGCUCCAAGUCUUAGAAGUUGUCCACGAAGAAGCACGUGAACGCGGUCUGCGCCUAUCUUACAACACAGAGAGCAGUUUGGAAGAGGAGUUGAACAAAUCUAGCAACACCGAUGCCAAGAUCGUUGCUAUCAGUUAUGUCAUAAUGUUCUUAUAUGCUUCCAUCGCAUUGGGAUCUGGGGCGCUCACUUUGCGAGCACUGUUGACCAACCCAUCCAAUGCUCUGGUCCAGUCCAAAUUUACACUAGGAGUGGUCGGAAUUGUGAUUGUCCUGAUGUCAGUUUCUGCCUCUGUUGGAUUGUUCUCCGCAGCUGGCAUCAAAGUCACUCUGAUCAUUGCUGAAGUUAUUCCAUUCCUCGUCCUUGCCGUUGGCGUGGACAAUAUUUUCCUCAUUGUCCAUGAAUUCGAUCGUGUCAAUGUCAGCCACCCUGACGAGGAGAUUGAUGAACGUGUUGGUCGUGCGCUUGGUCGCAUUGGACCUAGUAUCCUUUUGUCGGCCAUUACUGAAACUGUGGCUUUUGCUAUGGGCAUAUUCGUCGGCAUGCCCGCGGUGAAAAACUUUGCUGCAUAUGCAGCCGGCGCUGUCUUUAUUAACGCUAUACUGCAAGUCACCAUGUUUAUCGCUGUCCUUGCCCUCAAUCAGAGACGAGUGGAGAGUCUUCGCGCUGACUGCUUUCCUUGUUUGACCGUUCGCCGAGCAACGUCGGCUGGCUUCCAGGACAGCGUUGCGUACGACGACAUGGCUGGCGAAAGUUGGCUGCAGAAGUUUAUUCGACGUAUCUACGCACCGGCUCUGUUAGAUCGAAGGGCAAAGGCCGCUGUUAUAGUGGUCUUUCUAGGCGUAUUUACCGCAGGCCUCGCCUUAAUACCUGAAGUUCAGCUGGGUCUCGACCAACGCAUAGCGCUUCCGAGAGAUUCAUAUCUUAUACAAUACUUCAAUGACCUUGACGAUUAUUUCCAAACUGGCCCUCCAGUGUACUUCGUCACACGCGGUGUCAACAUAACCGAGAGACCACAUCAGCAACAAGUUUGCGGUCGAUUCUCUACAUGCGAAGAAUAUUCGCUUUCGUUUGUAUUAGAACAAGAAGCAAAGCGCCCUAAUGUCUCAUAUAUAUCCGGGUCCACUGCCAGUUGGCUGGAUGAUUUCUUCUACUGGCUGAAUCCUCAGCAGGACUGCUGUAAAGAAAAUGGGAAUAUCUGUUUUGAGGAUCGCAGUCCUCCUUGGAACAUUACAUUAUCCGGGAUGCCUGAAGGACAAGAAUUCAUCCAUUAUGCUAAAAUGUGGAUUGGAUCACCUACUGAUGCGUCAUGUCCUCUCGGAGGCAAGGCUCCAUAUAGCAAUGCGCUUGUGAUUGACAGCGAACGUAUCACCACAAGUGCAAGCCAUUUCAGAACGAGCCACACUCCGCUGAAGAGUCAAGCCGAUUUCAUCAAUGCUCAAUUAUCUGCCCGACGGAUUUCUGAUUAUCUUUCCCAUGAGCACAACAUUGACAUCUUUCCUUACUCCAAAUUCUACAUUUUCUUUGACCAAUACGCUUCUAUCGUUCGUCUGACUGGAACUCUCCUUGGUGCUGCUAUUGGGAUUAUUUUCGUUGUGAGCUCAAUAUUAUUGGGUUCCCUUGCUACUGGUGCGGUCAUUGCCACCACCGUUGUUAUGAUAGUGGUGGAUAUCAUAGGAACCAUGGCAGUUGCAGGCGUAUCGCUCAAUGCGGUUUCUCUUGUCAAUUUAGUGAUCUGCGUGGGUAUAGGAGUCGAGUUUUGCGCGCAUAUUGCGCGGGCAUUUAUGUUCCCAUCUCGCAAUAUGCUUGACAGAAGCCCUAAGCUGCGCGGUAAGGACGCAAGAGCCUGGACCGCGCUCGUCAAUGUUGGCGGCAGCGUCUUCAGUGGCAUCACUGUUACAAAAUUACUGGGAGUCUGUGUCCUUGCAUUCACGCGCAGCAAAAUUUUUGAAAUAUACUAUUUCCGCGUUUGGCUGGCUUUGGUGAUCUUUGCCGCGUCGCAUGCCUUGAUCUUCCUGCCAGUUGCUUUGAGUUAUUUUGGCGGGGAAGGCUACCUGGAUCCUGAAUCAGACGGUGGGUUAGAAGAGAAUCUGGCUGCUCGCGGAUACCGGUCAUUGCUUUUGAAUGAUGACUAUGACUCGGAAGAGGAUGAUUAG